Molecule: messenger RNA, 1706 nt
Organism: Pyrus x bretschneideri (Chinese white pear)
Lineage: Eukaryota; Viridiplantae; Streptophyta; Magnoliopsida; Rosales; Rosaceae
Product: polygalacturonase ADPG2
Exons: 3
Coding region: 143-1582 (479 amino acids)
Biological process (GO): carbohydrate metabolic process
Molecular function (GO): polygalacturonase activity
Source: RefSeq, a predicted model, not a curated record
ACAUACAUGAUUUUAGUUGCUUAAAAAACACUCCUAAACCAUAAUAAACCGUAUACGCGUUGAAGGGGAGUUUCGCAUUUCAGAAUUAUCAUCGAGAGCGGACGAUUGACUUCAAGUUUGAAAAGGCAGCAGCCAAUUCCAAAUGGCAAUUGCCCCACCACCUCCUCCGCCCUUCCUCAUCCAAUCACUCACUCUCCCGCUCCUAUUCCUCCUCUUUCUGCUUCCUCCCCUCCAAUCCCACUUCGCCACGUCACCCACCAUCGAACUCCCCAACAACCCCACCACCACCAUCUCCGUCGCCGACUACGGCGCCGUCGGCGACGGCCUCCGCUACGACACCAUCGCCAUCCAGUCCGCCAUCGACAGCUGCCCCUCCCCUUCCCCCUGCCGCGUCACCUUCCCCGCGGGCCGCACCUACCUCACCGCGACCAUCCGCCUCAAAUCCGGCGUCGUAUUAGACAUCCAAGAAGGCGCGACGCUCCUGGGCGGCCCCAGGCUCGAGGACUACCCGAAGGAGCAGAGCAAGUGGUACGUGGUGCUGGCGGAGAAUGCGAUCAACGUCGGAAUCAGCGGGGGCGGAGUGGUGGACGGUCAGGGGUUGAAGUUUGUGACGAGGUUCGAUGAGAGGAAGAAUGUGAUGGUGAGCUGGAAUUGGACCGGGGCUUGCUUGGGCGACGAGUGCCGCCCCAGGCUUGUCGGCUUCAUCAACUGCCGGAAUGUCAAUCUCUCCAAUCUCAAGCUGCGUCAGCCCGCUUACUGGUGCUUGCACAUUGUACAGUGCGAGAAUAUUUUCAUUGAAGAUGUUUCAAUUUAUGGAGAUUUCAACACACCCAACAAUGAUGGGAUAGAUAUCGAGGAUUCAAAUAACACAGUGAUUACCAGAUGCCAUAUUGAUACUGGAGAUGAUGCUAUCUGUCCCAAGACGUACACUGGCCCCCUUUAUAACUUGACUGUAACAAAUUGUUGGAUUCGAACAAAGUCUUCGGCAAUCAAACUUGGCAGCGCUAGUUGGUUCGAUUUCAAGGGUCUGGUGUUCGACAACAUCACCAUUGUGGAUUCUCAUAGAGGGCUGGGACUCCAAAUACGCGAUGGAGGAAAUGUGAGUGACAUUACCUUCUCAAACAUAAAUAUACGCACAAGAUACUAUGAUCAAUCCUGGUGGGGAAGAGCGGAGCCAAUCUACGUGACCACAUGUCCUCGACACUCAAAGUCAAAGGAGGGUUCAAUCUCUAACCUACUCUUCGUUAAUAUCACCUCAACUUCCGAGAAUGGAGUAUUCUUGUCAGGUUCUAAAGGCGGGCUUCUCCGUGAUUUACGAUUCAUUAACUUGGAUCUGACUUACAGAAGAUGGACCGAUGAUGCUGGUGGGUUGGUAGACUACAGACCGGGAUGCCAGGGUCUUGUUAAACACAGCAUGGCUGGGAUCGUCAUGGAACACAUCAAUGGCUUGGUGAUUGACAAUGUUAAUAUGAGAUGGUCCGAUGAUCCGUUAAGGCAAUGGAAUGAUCCUUUGGAUUUCAGGUCUGCUACUGUAAAUAACAUAUCUCUGCUUAAUUUCCACCCCGCCUUGUACAAACAAUGAAAGAGGUGGAUAGAGAGAGAGAGAGAUUAGGAAGAAGUAUUGAAUGAUGUCAUUCUUCUGAUUGUACGUUGGUGAUGGUUUGUUCAAAGCUUUUGUUAGAUUAAAGGCAUGAAUGUUUGUUCAA